GGUGAAAUAGACAAGAUGUCUGAGAAAGCAACGGAGAGGAAAUCUAAAAUCUCAGCUUCUCGCAAGCUCAUGCUGAAGAGCUUGAUGGUUGCCAAGGCCAAGGAGGAGCUGGAGCAGGAGCUGGAAGAAAAAGAGGAACAGAAGGCAAAGUACCUGGAAGAAAAAUCCCCUCCUAUACAGACCAGUGGCAAAUCGUUAGCAGAGCUACAGACAUUAUGCAAAGAGCUUCAUGCCAAAAUAGACGUGGUGGACGAAGAGCGGUAUGAUAUUGAAGCCAAAGUCUUGCACAACACCAGAGAGAUCAAAGACCUAAACAUCAAGGUACUGGACCUGCGAGGGAAGUUUAAGAGACCCAGCCUGAGAAGGGUGAGGGUCUCUGCUGAUGCCAUCCUGCGCUCCCUGCUGGGCUCCAAACACAAUGUCUCUAUGGACCUGCGAGCUAAUCUUAAAUCAGUCAAGAAGGAGGACACAGAAAAGGAGAAGACGGUGGAGGUGAGUGACUGGAGGAAGAAUGUGGAAGCCAUGUCGGGCAUGGAGGGCCGCAAGAAAAUGUUUGAUGCAGCAAAAGGCCAAAACCAGUAACGAAAUAGCUGGCUUUCAGCUUACUUCAACUACCAUUGUGAACCAAAGACUGCAGAAUGUAACAUAAACUCAGAAUGGGGCACUUCACAGGGUCACAGCUGAAUAUUUUGCCUAUUUUAUAUUCAAUACAUUUUCAUGGUUUCUGAAAUAAACACGGAAUAUGUCU
Molecule: messenger RNA, 748 nt
Organism: Etheostoma spectabile (orangethroat darter)
Lineage: Eukaryota; Metazoa; Chordata; Actinopteri; Perciformes; Percidae
Gene: tnni1b
Product: troponin I type 1b (skeletal, slow)
Exons: 8
Coding region: 16-582 (188 amino acids)
Biological process (GO): cardiac muscle contraction; skeletal muscle contraction
Cellular component (GO): troponin complex
Source: RefSeq, a predicted model, not a curated record